Molecule: messenger RNA, 1521 nt
Organism: Misgurnus anguillicaudatus (oriental weatherfish)
Lineage: Eukaryota; Metazoa; Chordata; Actinopteri; Cypriniformes; Cobitidae
Product: carboxypeptidase A1-like
Biological process (GO): proteolysis
Molecular function (GO): metallocarboxypeptidase activity; zinc ion binding
Source: RefSeq, a predicted model, not a curated record
GCAAACCAUGAUGCAAAGGUUUUGUCAGUAUACUUUGAGUUUUUUAUUUUACGUAACAUGCCAGAAACCAUAUGCAAUGUUCUCAUCCUGUCUGUGAGAACCAUAGCAGCAGGUUUGCCUGUCCCUUUUAUCUCCUCAUCUACAAACUCAUAACAACCAUAGUAGUAUAUAAAGGUCUCCUACUUUGCCUACUUCGGUCCACUUUGCAAGAUGAGGAGGAUUUUGGUUCUUAUUGCUCUUUUUGUGGUCGUGCUUGGCAAGACGACUUUUGAAGGACAUCAGGUUCUUCGGAUCACUGCACAAGAUGAAGCACAGAUCAAUCUCCUGAAGGAGCUCGCUGAACAGGAACAUCUUGAGCUGGAUUUUUGGAUGGGGCCCGUUCAUGAGUCUCUACCUGUGGAUGUCCUGGUUCCUUUCAACAGCCUUCAGCCUGUCAGGGCUUUCCUGGCGUACAAUCACAUCCAAUAUCGUGUUAUGAUCGAGGAUGUCCAGGAUUUGCUCGAUGAGGAGAAACGUCAGAUGUUAAAAUCUCGUGUUAUUUCCAGAACUACAGAUGACUUUGACUACGCAAACUAUCAUGAUUUGUGUGCGAUUUCUUCAUUCAUAGAUUUGCUUGUGGCAGAGAACAGUGGUCUGGUUAGCAAAAUUGUGAUUGGUGAAAGCUAUGAGGGCCGCCCCUUGAAUGUCCUGAAGUUCAGCACAGGAGCAAAUCGUCCUGGUAUCUGGAUUGACACUGGCAUUCACUCCAGAGAAUGGAUCACACAGGCCAGUGGAGUCUGGUUUGCCAAAAAGAUUGUGACUGACUACGGACACGACUCCAUCCUCACUGACAUCCUUAACAACUAUGACAUCUUCUUGGAGAUCGUCACCAACCCUGACGGCUAUGAAUACACCCACCGUUCUAAUCGUAUGUGGCGCAAAACCAGAAAGCCAAACCCUGGCUCCACCUGUGCUGGAGUUGAUGCCAACAGGAACUGGGAUGCUGGCUUUGGAGGGUCUGGUGCCAGUAGCAAUCCCUGCUCUGUGACCUACCAUGGACCCAGCGCUCACUCUGAACCCGAAGUCAAGGCCAUUGUGGACUUUGUGAAAUCUCAUGGCAACAUCAAGACCUUUUUAUCCAUUCACAGCUAUUCCCAAAAGCUCCUCUACCCAUAUGGAUACACUAGCACUCCUGCCAAGGACCAGGAAGAACUGCAUGAGCUUGCCAGAAAGGCCGUCACUGCACUGAAAUCUUUGUAUAACACUAGCUACAAGUAUGGCAGCAUCAUUACCACCAUCUACCGAGCUGAUGGAGUCACUGUCGACUGGACCUACAACCAGGGCAUCAAAUACUCCUAUACCUUUGAACUGAGAGAUACAGGUCUUUAUGGUUUCCUCCUGCCGGCCGAUCAAAUCAUCCCUACUGCUGAAGAGACCUGGCUUGCACUGAUGGUUAUUAUGGAGCACACCAAGAAUAAUCCAUAUUAAACACUGUAUGUCAAUGAAGAAUCAAAGUGCAUAAAAGAGAUACAAAUAAAAAAU